AAUUGACAGUCAAAUCACUUCAAGAAAAGAAAAUUGAUGACUGGAUUUCUGGUUGGUCAAUAAUGUUGAAAAUUCAGAAAUUACGGCUGUUUUAGGAAAGUUAUAUUGUUGAUUUUUCUGUGAAUAGAUAAAGUGAGUUUCGGACAUUAAGUAUAAUCAUUAAACCGUAAGGUCCGUCACCGAUUGGGCAGCGUAGACGAAUUUGGGAAACAUGUCUUCGUCGGCAAUUUUCAUCCUCGACGCAAAAGGAAAGGUGUUGAUAUCGCGCAACUAUCGCGGCCACAUCGAUAUGGGCGUGAUCGAUAAGUUCAUGCCACUGUUGAUGGAAAAGGAAGAAGAAGGGCUCAUUACACCGAUCCUCCAGACGCCGGAAUGCACGUUUGCUUACGUGAAGACGAACAACCUGUACCUGGUUUCGGUCACCCGAAGCAAUGCCAACAUUGCGCUGGUAUUCGUUUUCCUUCACAAGGUCGUACAGGUGUUUACCGAGUACUUCAAGGAGCUGGAAGAGGAAAGCAUACGGGACAAUUUCGUGGUGAUCUACGAACUGUUGGAUGAGUUGAUUGAUUUCGGUUACCCGCAGACGACGGACAGUAAAAUACUGCAGGAGUACAUUACGCAGGAAGGCCACAAGCUCGAAAUACAGCCACGAAUUCCGAUGGCGGUAACGAACGCGGUAUCGUGGCGCUCGGAGGGCAUAAAAUAUCGCAAGAAUGAGGUAUUUUUGGAUGUGAUCGAAAGCGUCAAUCUGCUAGCGAAUGCUAACGGCAAUGUGCUGCGAAGUGAAAUUGUGGGAGCGAUAAAAAUGCGCGUCUACCUGUCCGGCAUGCCGGAACUGCGCCUUGGCCUGAACGAUAAGGUGCUGUUCGAGAGCACCGGACGGGGCAAAUCGAAAUCCGUCGAGUUGGAGGAUGUGAAGUUCCACCAGUGCGUACGAUUGUCUCGUUUCGAGAACGAUCGUACGAUCUCGUUUAUUCCACCGGAUGGGGAAUUUGAGCUGAUGUCGUAUCGGUUAAACACGCACGUGAAACCUUUGAUCUGGAUUGAGUCCGUCAUCGAGCGUCACGCGCACAGUCGAGUGGAGUACAUGAUCAAGGCGAAGUCGCAGUUUAAACGUCGAUCCACGGCGAACAAUGUGGAAAUUGUCAUUCCGGUCCCGGCUGAUGCCGAUUCGCCCAAAUUUAAAACCACCAUCGGUAGCGUAAAGUACGCACCGGAGCAGAAUGCCAUUACAUGGACCAUUAAAUCAUUCCCGGGUGGUAAGGAAUAUUUAAUGCGUGCCCACUUUGGUCUGCCCAGUGUAGAAUGUGAAGACAGUGAGGGAAAGCCUCCGAUUCAGGUGAAGUUUGAAAUUCCCUACUUUACUACAUCCGGCAUUCAGGUGCGUUAUUUAAAAAUUAUCGAAAAAAGUGGAUACCAAGCCCUGCCCUGGGUGCGAUACAUCACCCAGAACGGUGACUAUCAGCUGAGAACGAACUAAAAGUAUGCGACGGUGCCUAUCGAAGAAUAAUAGUUAAGUGUCCCAUCGUCCCUUUCCCUCUCCUUAUUACCAUUCUAUCUUCAUUCUGCACCAUGUACGUGUUGUACGAUUCAGUUGCUAGCAAAGUGCCCUGAAAGUGAGCACCAACCAUCAUCGAUUGAACCGGAACGCUUUUCUUUAAUGUUUUAAUUUGCGAUGUGCAGUAUUAUUAACAAGCGUGUCUGUGUUUCACGGAUAACGCGAACGUAAGGUAAGCAGCUUCUUCAAGAAACACAUCUAGCGAGGGUAAACUUUCCUUCUGUUUAGUGAUUUAUUUGCUUUGUUUUGCACAUUUUGUUCGUUCCAUCGUAAAGGGUUCCGUUGAAGUAUUGAGGGCGAAUUUGAAUUUUCAACAAUUUUAUACUUUCGUUUGCACUUGUCCUGUUUUAGUCGAAAUUGUUUUUUUUUUUUGGUCGUGCGUGGUAUAAUGAUUGUUUGCAAAAAUUAAAAUUUUAUGUUUAACGUUAACCAUCCUGUAAAACGAAACAUGUAGCAAGAAUACAGUAAUAAAGUAAAGUCUAAAGCCAA
Molecule: messenger RNA, 2047 nt
Organism: Anopheles funestus (African malaria mosquito)
Lineage: Eukaryota; Metazoa; Arthropoda; Insecta; Diptera; Culicidae
Gene: AP-1mu
Product: AP-1 complex subunit mu-1
Exons: 4
Coding region: 212-1480 (422 amino acids)
Biological process (GO): intracellular protein transport; vesicle-mediated transport
Cellular component (GO): clathrin-coated vesicle; clathrin adaptor complex
Molecular function (GO): clathrin-cargo adaptor activity
Source: RefSeq, a predicted model, not a curated record